CGUAUUCCCAUCUACAAUCUGUUUGUUUAAGGGUAUAUAGAGAUUCCUAACCUAGGAGAAAAGAUUGAAUUUAAAGUUAGGAAUAGUGCCGCAAACACGUGAUUCACAGUUUCUAUUAACCGUUAAUUGUUUUAUAUUAAUCAAUCGAAUAGUUUAAUUGAUAUAAGACGUAAUAAUGGCGUAUAAAAUACUGGCAGAUCCUGCAACUCCUCCAAUAGGUGCCAUGAUAAUGGUAGAAGUGAUGCGUUCUAGUGGAAUGACUAAUAUUGAGGUCUCAUGGAUGAAUGAUUCCAAAGGAUCGACAAAUGUAUGUUUGGUUAAUGAAAGUGGAAGCCCCAUUGGUCAUAGCAGUAAUGAUAUUAAUCGUUACUUUGCCAGAGUGGCAGAUAUAAAUCUUUAUGGUGGCAACGAUGCAAGGGAAAGAACCGAAGUGGAUCAUUGGUUAUCUUAUGCAAUUGGUCCCUUAGAAUGUCAUCGUUCUAUUAAAGAUUCACUUGAUUAUCUAGAACGAGCUCUAAUGAUGAAAACUUGGUUGGCUUCUAAGAAAUUUACCAUUGCUGAUAUUGCUGUAUUUUCUGCUCUAUAUAAUAAGGAUGGUUUCAAAGAUGAUAACAAAUAUCCCAAUAUCAAUAGAUGGUAUAAGCUUAUUCUAUCUUUACCUGUGGUCAAGGCUGCAUUAACUGUAGUUGAGAAGAAUAGAAUUUCUGUUAAAGAAGGUUCGGCACAUAAUGGACUGCAAGUUAAUGAUGAAAAUAAAGCUAAGACUACAAGAAAGCAGGAAGGAAAAUUUAUAGAAUUACCUGGAGCAGAGAUGGGUAAAGUAGUAGUACGAUUUCCACCAGAAGCUAGUGGAUACUUACACAUUGGUCAUGCUAAAGCUGCACUUUUGAACCAAUAUUAUGCAGAUAAUUUUCAAGGGCAGCUUAUCAUGAGAUUUGAUGAUACCAAUCCUGCAAAAGAAAAUGUGGAAUUCGAGCAAGCUAUAUUAGAAGAUUUAAAGAUGUUAGAAAUAAAGCCUGAUCGCUUUACACACUCUUCUGAUUAUUUUGAUGUCAUGCUGGAAUAUUGCACUAAAUUAAUUAAGGAUAAUAAGGCAUUUGUUGAUGAUACUCCAGCACAUAUCAUGAAAGAACAACGUGAACAGAGAUUACCUUCAGCAAACAGAGAGAACACCAUUGAGAAAAAUUUGCAAUUAUGGGAGGAAAUGAAGAAGGGCAGUGAUAAAGGACAAGAAUGCUGUGUUAGAGCAAAAAUUGAUUUUCAAUCCACAAAUGGAUGUAUGCGUGAUCCAACUAUUUAUCGUUGCAAACCAGAACCACAUCCCCGCACUGGAACAAAAUACAAGGUUUAUCCAACUUACGAUUUUGCUUGCCCUAUUGUCGAUGCUAUCGAAGGUGUAACCCAUACUUUGCGUACAACAGAAUACCAUGAUCGAGACGUACAAUUUUACUGGUUAAUUGAAGCACUUGGAUUACGUCGUCCCCACAUAUGGGAAUACUCUAGGCUCAAUAUGACCAAUACAGUUCUCUCCAAAAGGAAGUUAACGUGGUUUGUAACUGAAGGAUUAGUAGAUGGAUGGGAUGAUCCACGUUUUCCAACAGUACGUGGCAUCUUACGUAGAGGAAUGACUGUUGAAGGGUUAAAGCAAUUCAUUAUCGCACAAGGCAGUUCUCGAUCUGUUGUAUUUAUGGAGUGGGACAAAAUUUGGGCUUUUAAUAAGAAAGUUAUUGAUCCAGUCGCAACAAGGUACACUGCUUUGGAAUUUGAUAAAACUGUUCCAGUUAAUGUACAAGGUGCAGUAGCUGAAUGGUUGACUGUACAAAAUCACCCGAAAGAUCCUUCUAAAGGCACUAAACAGAUACAAGUUGGACCCAAAAUCUUGAUCGAAAAAGAAGACGCAGAAUCUUUAGUAGAAGGACAGAAUGCAACAUUUAUUAAUUGGGGAAACCUUAUGAUAUGUAAAGUGAAGAAAGAAAAUAACGUCGUUGUUGGUGUAGAUGCCAAGCUAAAUAUAGAUGAUAAAAAUUACAAGAAUACGUUAAAAUUGACGUGGCUUUGUGCAGAUGGAAAAGAUGAAUCCAUUAAAAACAGCAGUGUCUUUACACCAUGUUAUACUGUAUAUUUUGAUCACAUUAUUAGCAAGCCUGUUCUUGGAAAGGAUGACGAUUUCAAAGACUUUAUUGCAAAAGAUACUAGGAGAGAGGUCAAAAUGUUGGGUGAAACUGCGCUGAAAAGAGUGGCGGAGGGUGAAAUAAUCCAACUCCAGAGAAAGGGCUUCUUCCGCUGUGAUGUGCCAUAUGCAAGUGCCAGUCUUUAUUCGGGAUGUGAGCAACCUCUUGUACUGUUUCAUAUACCUGAUGGUCAUACUGUAACUCCUACUGUCACCGGUCAGACUCCGGCAACUACUACAUCUACUGCAAAACAGUCAACUAAAGACGAACUUAAUUAUAACAUCGUGGAGUUAAAUGAGAAGAUCACGGUUCAAGGAAAUAAAAUACGCGACCUCAAGGCUUCAAAAGCAGAAAAAGCAGCUGUCGAGUCAGAAGUAAAAAUUCUUUUGGAUUUGAAAGCCCAGUACAAAGCAGCAACAGGAAGUGAUUGGAAACCGGGAGCGACACCUAAAUUACCUGAUGUAAAGAAACAAGAUAAUAGUUCGACAGUUUCAGGGUCAAAUGACGUAGAAGUAUUAAAUUCUCAAAUUAUUGAGCAAGGGGAUAAAGUCAGAAAAUUGAAAUCUGAGAAAGCUGGUAAAGCUACUAUUGAUCAGGAAGUAAAGAUCCUUUUGGAAUUAAAGAAUAAGUACAAAACUGCUACUGGAAAAGAUUGGAAACCUGACUUGCAGCCAAGUAAAAGUACAUCAAAUAAAAAUGAAACGGUCAAUCAUAUUGAUAUUUCCAAUCAAAUAAAGAAACAAGGAGAUACGGUCAGAGAGUUAAAAACAGCAAAGGCUGACAAAGCAACAAUAGAUCGUGAAGUUAAAGAGCUUUUGCGGUUAAAAGCUGAAUAUAAGUCAGUAACCGGUAGUGACUGGAAGCCGGAAGCAUCUCCUCCUAAAUCUGUAGCGGAUAAAACCACUGGUAUACAUGAAGAAAUUGUACGACAAGGUGAUAAAGUAAGACAGUUAAAAAGCGCAAAGGCAAAUAAAACUACUAUUGAACAAGAGGUAAAAGUUCUUUUGGAACUGAAGUCAAAAUAUAAAGAAGCAACUGGUGAAGAGUGGAAACCUUCCUCCACAAGUAACGCAAAAGAUAACAAAACUUCUGAAAGUUCCCCUGCUCCAGCUAAGAAAAACCCAAAGAAGGCAGAGAAAACUGUCAAAGAAACACCGGUUAAAGAUUCAGAUGGCGGUAAGACAGGAACCAGAUUAGGUCUCGAAGCUAAAAAGAAUGAAAAUCUUUCGGAAUGGUAUUCACAAGUCAUCACGAAAGGGGAAAUGAUUGAGUAUUAUGACGUGUCUGGGUGUUAUAUUUUGCGUCCGUGGAGUUUUGCAAUUUGGGACGUGAUCAAGGAUUUCAUCGACGACGAGAUAAAGAAGCUAGGGGUGCAGAACUGUUACUUUCCUAUUUUUGUCAGUCGAGCAGUGCUAGAAAGGGAGAAAGACCAUGUAGCAGAUUUUGCACCCGAAGUAGCAUGGGUUACAAAGAGUGGAGAUUCAGACCUAGCUGAACCAAUUGCCAUUCGUCCAACGUCGGAAACCGUGAUGUAUCCUGCUUACGCUAAAUGGUUAAAAUCUCAUCGAGACUUACCCUUAAAGCUGAAUCAGUGGAAUAACGUAGUGCGAUGGGAAUUCAAACAUCCUCAACCAUUCCUGCGAACAAGGGAAUUUUUAUGGCAAGAAGGCCAUUCAGCUUUUGCCACCAAGGCCGAAGCUGAUGAAGAGGUGUUAACAAUUCUGGAAAUAUAUGCCAAGAUCUACGAAGAAUUUUUAGCUGUCCCGGUAGUAAGAGGACGUAAAACGGAGAAAGAAAAGUUUGCAGGUGGUGAUUAUACUACUACGGUGGAGGCUUUUGUAUCAGCAAGCGGAAGAGGGAUACAAGGUGCGACGAGUCAUCACCUGGGGCAAAACUUUUCCAAAAUGUUUGACAUUCAGGUUGAAGGCGCUGAAGAGGGAGGAGAGAAAACGUUUGUCUACCAAAAUUCUUGGGGACUUACUACUCGAACGAUAGGAGUGAUGAUAAUGGUGCAUGGGGAUGAUAAAGGAUUGGUAUUACCACCAAAAGUAGCUGCCAUUCAAGCUGUUAUUGUACCCUGUGGUAUAACUGCAUCUACAACGCUUGAACAACGGCAGCAUCUUUUAUCGGAGUGUGCUAAACUCGAAAAAGAACUUAACAAAGAUGCUAUUCUAAGAAUCAAAGGAGAUUAUAGGGAGAAUUAUAGUCCUGGUUGGAAAUUUAACCAUUGGGAAUUAAAAGGUGUUCCAAUAAGAGUCGAGUUAGGGCCAAAAGAUCUAGAGAAAAAGCAAGUUACCUUUGUAAGAAGGGACACUUCUCAAAGAUUGACUACGAGUCGAAACGAUGUAUUUAAGAGCGCUUCCAAGUUGCUUCAAGAAAUACAAGAGAAUUUGUUGACUAGAGCUACAGCCGACUUAAAUAGUCAUAUCAUCGAAACAAAUGAUUGGAAUGAAUUUUGUACACAGUUGGAUUCUAAGAACAUGAUACUUUCUCCUUUCUGUGGAGAAAUCUCAUGUGAAGACACCAUAAAAGCCAGUAGCGUGAGAGAAGACGCCGGAGAAGAGCCUGGGGCUCCGUCGAUGGGGGCAAAGAGUUUAUGUAUACCGUUUGAGCAACCUAAAACGGCUAAGCAGUUACAUGACACAAAGUGCAUCAAUCCCAACUGCCUAAACAAGCCCAAAUUUUAUACUCUUUUUGGUCGCAGUUAUUGAACAAAGUUUAAACGGUGUUAUGCAACCUCAGGAUAAUUCUUUGUAAUGAAUAUCAACAUUAUCCACAUAAUUUAAUUUCAUUAAUAGAAGCUAUUGCAAUUUACCCUAAAUUACACUCAUUAAUCUUACAUGACAAGCAUAAAAUGGAAUCCAGUAGUAGCAUAAUACAUUUUGCAACCAUU
Molecule: messenger RNA, 5064 nt
Organism: Orussus abietinus
Lineage: Eukaryota; Metazoa; Arthropoda; Insecta; Hymenoptera; Orussidae
Gene: GluProRS
Product: bifunctional glutamate/proline--tRNA ligase
Exons: 14
Coding region: 176-4882 (1568 amino acids)
Biological process (GO): glutamyl-tRNA aminoacylation; translation; prolyl-tRNA aminoacylation
Cellular component (GO): aminoacyl-tRNA synthetase multienzyme complex; cytoplasm
Molecular function (GO): glutamate-tRNA ligase activity; ATP binding; proline-tRNA ligase activity
Source: RefSeq, a predicted model, not a curated record